AGGACCAUUUCUGUGUCUUUUUUUUCUACAGCUGUCCUCUUGUGGAGACGCUUGUCAUCCUUUCCCCCGGUCACCUCGGCAACCUUUUACUCCCUGUCCGCAAGAGGCGGGUUGCAGACGUCAGCAUUUGCGCCCUCAUCUUUUUUGCUUCAUAAUCCCGCUUUGGCAGGCACAAAGGGUAAAUAUCCAGCAAGCGCACGUGGUGGUUGGACAAUAAUGCCGUCCAGCAAAUCAUCGUCAUCGUCCUCAUCGAAGAAAGGUGCUGAAGCUGUCGCCAAGUCGAUUCAAGACCCCAAGCCCGCCAAGGAAUCGACAGACUCGUCAUCGAAAAAUCAGAGGAAGUCAUCUCGAAAACGAGAUCCAGUGGAUUAUAACGAGGAACACGUCGUCGUGCAAGAAGAAGCAGGAGCAUCGGAGACUACCAAGAACAAGAAACCUCGCCGUGACACUCCAAAAGUGUUCUCAGAACGUCAACAGGAACCUUCGCGAGACUCAAAAGGCGUGCUCCACUUUAAGGACCACCCGGAAUUUCUGCCGAAUCUCACGCCGAAAGAAGUGUUGCGUGCGGGAAGUUUUGGUGGAGGGUAUUUUCGUCCCAUACACAGCUCAGUGACGGGAGAGGACUACUCGGACGCCCACAAGGAGUUCCCCAGCGACUGGUUUGAAGGCUUGGACAUGAAGCGCAUGAUUACGUCCAAAACCUACCGGCCCGACAUCAACACGUACGGGGUCAAAUGCGGUGGCUCUCUGGAGAUGUGGGAGAGCAGCGGGUGGAUUACACCCGUCGAUCCGUACGGCGCCUUUCAAUGGUAAGUACUGCCGCUUUUUCCUUGGCCGGCGCUCGGAAGACGACGCCCGGCAAAUCGGUCGUUUUAACCAAGUAAUGGGACCAACAGGGCGUUUUCGCACGAACCUAAUGAAUCAGAUCGUCAGGAAGGGGAAACGCUUCGACGACGUGAAUGUCUCGCCUGUCAUCCGGCAGACGCUACAGCACUGGGGGUACAGACUCACCGAGGCAGACUUCAAAGCGUACUGCAAGAAAAAAGGCUUUGAGUGCCCCACUUGAGAAUGAAUUGGCGAGAAUGACAAUAAUCUUGCUGGAUCGCCCGUUCUUAGACGCAGACUGACGGCCUGUGUGAAACGGCGCGGUAGAAUGGGACCAAGGAGUGACGACUGUCACCCAAGGUGGGACGCCGCGGUGUGCAUUUCGGGAAAGAGAGAAGAAGGUGGAGGUACGAAUGCCAGUGGGUCAUUUUAAUGAUUAAAGACUACCGGAGGCAUACGCGCCACGCAGGGUGCUGGAAGUCGCAAAGAUUUGAUUCUCCUUCCAAUCAUUGAAGGAGUCUUCGCUUAGAGCGGCAAGGGAACACAUGGGAAAGCUAUGUACAUACAAGACGUAGCGUUG
Messenger RNA from Nannochloropsis gaditana CCMP526, 1405 nucleotides. RefSeq lists its product as uncharacterized. The transcript has 3 exons. The record is from RefSeq and is a predicted model, not a curated record. The annotation marks the transcript as partial.